AUGAUGCACGCGGUCCUUGAAGACGCAGAGCGUGCGGAUGAGCAUGUUCUCAAUUUCAUAGGCUUGAUCAAUGGUCAUCGAGUGCUCAACCGGUCAUUUGACACUGAUGGCCGACUACUUUGCCGCGACGCACUAUUCGAUGGCCAUUUUCGCCGGCAUUUUCGGAUGUGCAAGACCAUCUUGGAUCGUUUGUACCAUGAUGGUCGGUCCUACGAUGACUACUUCAUCCUGAAUAUGGACGCCAUGGGAACGAUUGUCUUCUCUGGUUACCAUAAGUGCACAACCGCACUCUGGGUGCUUGCAUAUGGUACAGCCGCUGAUUCAUGGGACGAGUACCUGCGGAUGUCUGAGAGAACAUGCGGAGAUGCCAUGGUCAGGUUUGCAACUGUCAUGGUCGAGGUGUUCGGACCUCAAUACCUGAGAGAAUCAACUGUGGCAGACACCGAGAGACUUCUGCCAAUCUCAGGAGCAAGAGGGUGGACAGGUAUGCUUGGAUCUCUUGACUGCAUGCGUUGA
Molecule: messenger RNA, 516 nt
Organism: Aegilops tauschii subsp. strangulata
Lineage: Eukaryota; Viridiplantae; Streptophyta; Magnoliopsida; Poales; Poaceae
Source: RefSeq, a predicted model, not a curated record